Molecule: messenger RNA, 6829 nt
Organism: Cinclus cinclus
Lineage: Eukaryota; Metazoa; Chordata; Aves; Passeriformes; Cinclidae
Product: hexokinase-2
Exons: 18
Coding region: 180-2933 (917 amino acids)
Biological process (GO): intracellular glucose homeostasis; glucose 6-phosphate metabolic process; glycolytic process
Cellular component (GO): cytosol; mitochondrion
Molecular function (GO): glucokinase activity; ATP binding; D-glucose binding
Source: RefSeq, a predicted model, not a curated record
CCCCGCGCGCACCGGGCACACACCCUCGCGGCUCGGCCAAUGGGGAGCGGCGGCGUGGCCACGUCACGGGCGCGGGGGAAGCUCCUCAAUGAGCGCGGUUGGCGCGGGGAGCGCGCGGCGCUGCCGGGGCCGCUCCGCUCCCACCGAUCUGAACUGAACCGAGCCGACCCGCUCCCGCCAUGAUCGCUUCGCACCUCCUCGCUUACUUCUUCACUGAGCUCAACCAUGACCAGACACAGAAGAUUGAUAAGUACCUGUACCACAUGCGGCUCUCUGAUGAGACCCUCCUGGAGGUGUCCCAACGGUUUGAGAAGGAGAUGGAGAAGGGUCUGGGAGCAGAUACCAACCCCACCGCCUCUGUGAAGAUGCUGCCUACCUUCGUCAGGUCCACCCCAGAUGGGACAGAGGAUGGGGACUUCCUGGCGCUGGACCUUGGGGGCACCAACUUCCGAGUGCUGCGGGUGAAGGUGUCGGACAAUGGGCUGCGGAAGGUGGAGAUGGAGAACCAGAUCUACGCCAUCCCCGAGGAGCUCAUGCGUGGCAGCGGGGUGCAGCUUUUCGACCACAUUGCUGAGUGUUUGGCCAACUUCCUGGACAAGCUGCAAAUCAAAGACAAGAAACUCCCCCUUGGCUUCACCUUCUCCUUCCCAUGUCACCAGACCAAGCUGGAUGAGAGCAUCCUGGUGACCUGGACGAAGGGGUUCAAGUGCAGCAGCGUGGAGGGGAGGGACGUGGUGUCACUGCUGCGCAAGUCCAUCAAGAAAAGAGGGGACUUUGACAUUGACAUUGUAGCCGUGGUGAAUGACACUGUGGGAACCAUGAUGACCUGUGGCUAUGAUGACCACAACUGUGAAGUUGGCCUCAUUGUUGGUACUGGUACGAACGCCUGCUACAUGGAGGAGAUGAGGCACAUUGACCUGGUGGAAGGGGACGAAGGUCGGAUGUGCAUCAACAUGGAGUGGGGGGCCUUUGGUGACGAUGGGGUGCUCAACGACAUCCGCACUGAGUUCGACCGUGAGAUUGACAUGGGCUCACUCAACCCUGGCAAACAAUUGUUUGAGAAGAUGAUCAGCGGGAUGUACAUGGGAGAGCUGGUCAGGCUCAUCCUGGUGAAGAUGGCCAAGGAAGGGCUGUUGUUCGGGGGAAGGCUCACGCCGGAUCUGCUCACCACUGGCCACUUUGAGACCAGAUUUGUCUCUGCCAUUGAGAAGGAGAAGGAAGGGCUGCAGAAAGCCCACGAGAUCCUGAGCAAGCUUGGCCUGGAGCCAUCACAUGAGGAUUGCCUGGCCACGCUGCGCAUCUGCCAGAUCGUGUCCACGCGCUCGGCCAGCCUGUGCGGGGCCACGCUGGCCGCGGUGCUGCGCCGCAUCAAGGACAACAAGGGCGUGGAGCGGCUGCGCUCCACCGUGGGUGUGGAUGGCUCCGUCUACAAGAAACACCCGCACUUUGCCCGUCGCCUCCACAAGACCGUGCGGAAGCUGCUGCCGGACUGUGAGAUCCGGUUCAUCCGCUCAGAGGAUGGGAGUGGCAAAGGGGCGGCCAUGGUGACAGCAGUGGCCUACAGGCUGGCUGCACAGCACAAGGCUCGGCAGAAGAUCCUGGAGCCCCUCAAGUUGAGCCAUGAGCAGCUGCUGGAGGUGAAGGAAAGGAUGAGGAUAGAGAUGGAGAAAGGGCUGGGCAAGGAGACGCACGCGGAAGCAACAGUGAAAAUGCUGCCCACCUAUGUGUGCUCCACUCCCGAUGGAACAGAAAAGGGAGAUUUCCUUGCCCUGGACCUGGGAGGAACCAACUUCCGCGUGCUGCUGGUGCGCGUCAGGAACGGGAUGCGGCGUGGGGUGGAGAUGCACAACAAGAUCUACUCCAUCCCUGUGGAGAUCAUGCAGGGGACAGGAGAGGAGCUCUUUGACCACAUUGUCCACUGCAUCUCUGACUUCCUGGAGUACAUGGGAAUGAAGGGUGUAUCGCUCCCGCUUGGAUUCACCUUCUCCUUCCCUUGCAAGCAGAACAACCUGGAUGAGGGAAUUCUCCUGAAGUGGACAAAAGGUUUCAAGGCAACGGGCUGCGAGGGAGAGGACGUGGUGGGCCUGCUGAAGGAGGCCAUUCACAGGAGAGAGGAAUUUGACCUGGACGUGGUGGCAGUGGUCAAUGACACAGUUGGCACCAUGAUGACCUGUGGGUACGAGGAUCCCUACUGUGAAGUUGGGCUGAUUGUCGGCACGGGCAGCAAUGCCUGCUACAUGGAGGAGAUGAGGAAUGUGGAGCUGGUGGAAGGGGAUGAGGGCAGGAUGUGUGUCAACAUGGAGUGGGGAGCCUUUGGGGACAGUGGGUGCCUGGAUGACAUUCGGACGGAGUUCGACGUGGCAGUGGAUGAGCUGUCCCUCAACCCUGGGAAGCAGAGGUAUGAGAAGAUGAUCAGUGGGAUGUACCUGGGGGAAAUCGUCCGCAAUAUCCUGAUGGACUUCACCAAGAGAGGGCUGCUCUUCCGGGGACGGAUCUCGGAGAGGCUGAAGACCAGAGGGAUCUUUGAGACCAAGUUCCUGUCCCAGAUAGAGAGUGACUGCCUGGCACUGCUCCAGGUGCGCUCCAUCCUGCAGCAUCUGGGCCUGGAGUCCACGUGUGACGACAGCAUCAUCGUGAAGGAGGUGUGCACCGUGGUGGCGCGGCGUGCGGCCCAGCUCUGUGGCGCUGGCAUGGCUGCCGUGGUGGACAAGAUCCGCGAGAACCGCGGCCUGGACUUCCUCAAAAUCACUGUUGGUGUGGACGGCACACUCUACAAGCUGCACCCUCACUUCUCCAGCAUCUUGCAUGAGACAGUGAAGCAGCUGUCCCCCAAGUGUGAAGUGACCUUCCUGCAGUCGGAGGACGGCAGCGGCAAAGGCGCCGCGCUCAUCACGGCCGUGGCCUGCCGCAUCCGUGAGGCUGGGCAGCGGUAGAGGGAAGCAGGUUUGCCUGAGAGCUUGGUUUCAGCAAAACAGGAUGUUUCCCCACCCAAUCCCUCCCUCUCUUCACACACUCACACACCCAUACACCCCCGCCUCCAAGCAGACUCAUAGCUUUACUUGUUCUCUGAGGAACCACGGUGAGACUGGAGACACCGUGGGCUCUGUACAAAGUCUUGUUGUAGGAAUUUUCUUGCAUGCCAUAAAACCACCUGUUGAGUAAAGCUCACAGUGUCUUUUGGCUUCUCCCUGCAUUUCCAGGUGGAGCUGGAGCUGUCCCAUGCACAGCCUCUGUCACACCCCAGCUCUAUUCCCAUGCUCUGAACCACUGGCCCUCCCCUAACAACAGUAGGGAUAACACUGGGAUAAUUAAGACACUGCAUUGUCACUUUAACAGUACCUAUUUAUGUAUGCCGGAGUUGUAGCUGUCCUUGCUGUAGAAGCAAACCUCUAAGAUUGGGCUAAAGACCUCCACUAGUCUUUUACCCUGAUCAAGGCUGUAUUAUUUCCAUGAAAGUCAUGGUAACUCUUAAAGCACAGGGUGCAGAAUUCCACUGGCGUGGCCACGGCUGCACUGGAGAUACCACGUAUCUCCCUUGGUGAGCAAUACUAGAGAACCUGCUGGAGCCAGGCCAGGGGUGCCCCUUGGCUGGCUCCAGCAGAGCAUGUGCCUGGAAAUAAUUGGGGACUCAGGGUCUAAUUCCAUUUCCUGACCUCUCACCCACACCCUGAGUAGCCUGUAGGAACGUGGUGUGUACGUAGGGUUGUGUUUCUCUCCUGGACACCACUACCCUUUCCCUGGUGCAUGUGUGGGCAUGAGGAGCUGCUGCCACGGGUCAGUGUCUCCCCUGCCAAGCCCCAAACUUGUGGCUGUGUAUCUGACCUUGGUGUGGAGAGUCUGGUUUGCUUUGUGUCUGUGAAAUAGUUCUGUGGCUACAGCCUUUAGGUGGCACCUGGAUUUAUACACUGUGUAUUUAUGUUUGAAGAGAUCUGAUGUCUUUAUAUGUACAUAGUCUUGGGGGGGGGUGGUGUAUCACUUAGUUUUAACCACCUUUUCAUGUUGUUGAAGAACAGUACAGAGUAAUUAUUUUCUUUUGUUUUUAUUCUGUUGUGUAAUUUUUUUUUAAUUUAAAAUUUUCUUGGGGUAGACUGGAGAAAGAGACCCAAAUACCUGAAGACUGUUGUACAAGGGGUUUGGGCAUUCUGACUAUCACCAGGACAAAAGGGAAAGCAGAAAGCCAGGGACAUGGUGUGCAGGAGCAGCAGGGCCCUGUGGUCAUGCUGUCGGGUUCAGGCUGGGUUUAACUUUAGGAGAGGUUUUAUUUUGUCCCCUGCCCUCCCCAGCCAUGCUCUGGAAGGUCACAUCCAUGGGUGGAUGACAUCACCCAGGACCCGGCAGGGCUCUUGACCUCCCAUGUGGCAUCCUUAGGGCUGCCUGGGAGCGUCCCCAGGGACCCCUGUGCCCACAGCAGCACUUGUGUGCCAUGGCCAAACACAGGGGUCCAUUUUUACCAACAGGAACCUCUGGAUGAACUAAAAGCUCCAGGUCUCUGCCUCAGUGAGCAAAGGCAAAUGGUGGGAAGGAGGGUUUCUGUAAAUAUUUAGUAGAAGUUAAUGAAAUUCCAGUGAUGUACAAAAGAAAAUAAUAACUAAUAAUCCCCACAAACAGCCCUUCAGAUUGGAGGAUAGAGUUUUUGUCUAUUUUUAUGUAUAUUUUUAUACUGCUUGGGGUAACCUCAUUACCAAAAGUCUCUCUUCUGUGUUGAGGGUCAAGUUCAGUAGCACAAUUUUAAAGCAAAAAUUACUCUUUUGGGCAUUUUAAAUGCUUAUUUUUUAUAAGCCUCAAGACAAUUACAACGAAUAAAAUCUAUGUAUAGAAAUUAUGUAAGAAGCCAAGUUUAGUGGAAGUUUUAGAAGCUGUCAAAUAAAUCUUCAAAGGAUGAUACAGGAAACCUCUUAUCUGGUACCAAGCAGUUUUGUGUGAUUUUUUUUCCUCAGAAAACCAGCAUUUUGCCUACUGAAAAAUCAAAACAGAAGUCUUUUUUGCUGCUGCACUGUGCAGCGUUGCAUUAGUGGCUGUUUUUACUCUUAGCCAGCUGUAGCCCUUCUGAAAUCCAUAGUGUUUUCAUCAGUUAGUGAGUGAAAUUUUAUAUAACAGUAGUUUUGGGGGCAAAAUGGGAAGGAUUGGGGACCUGCUUUUGAUUCAGGCUCUGCUGAAGCAGGGGACUGACAGGGUGAGAGGGAAGUUGGGGAGCUGAGGUACCUGGCAGGGAGCAGGGUCACCACAGUCCCCUCUCCUGUCUGGGAUGACGGAAGGGCUGUAACUCCGCAGGUGUGAGGAAAGAUCACCCUGAGCUUGCAGAGUGAUGGAGGAUUUUUGGCUGGGCUUGGUCAAAGGGAUACCCACCUGGAUAUCCAAGGCUCCCAUAAUGCUGGAAAGCUUGUGCUUAGGUUCAGAAUCAAGCAGGGUCUGGAAUGUUCCCAGCUAAAAGCAGUACUUGAAGAGUUACAAGACACCUGUGUUACCUGUGGGUGCAGAUCCACCCUCCCCGGGGCUGCAGGGAGGGUUUGGGGAACACCUGGAGCAGUCUGUGCUCCCUGGGGUCCCCAGGGGGAUAAGCACUUGAGGUGUUGGAUGUACAGUCUGACUUUGAUGGCUGGGACUGGAACCUCACGCCAAAAUGUCGCCAUGAGAUGUUUUGUGAAUGUGUUUAAAAUGAAGAAGGGAAGAUUAACUCCUAAUUAUUGAUAUGAAGGGAAGAUCAAAUGAUUAACUGUAGGGACAAGAGAGACAGACUGCUCAGCCUUAUUUGCCCUGUCUGCAUCUUCCCUGCAGCAAGAAGUGCUGCUCUGUGGACUUAGGAUGGUUUUGUUUUGCUUGGUUGUUCCCAUCUGGAUGCAUUUUCUUUGAGCUCCCGGGGUGCUGGAAUGUUCUCUGGCCAUGCAGGCAGCAAGGAACAGAGUUUCUGCCCUUCCCUCCCUGGCAAAUCUCUCCUCGUUGGUACUUUGGACAGGAUUUUAUUGGGGUUUUAAUAUAUAUAUAUAUGUAGAUAUAUAUAAACACAAUCAGCAAAUUACUGAGCCUUGCAAGCAGAAUUUGCCUCUUCCCUUCCUGGAGUCCAAGGCUGGGAGGGAGAAGCUCCUGCUCAGUGGCCCAAGGGGUAUCAGUGGGGCACAGAUCUCUGGCCUGACAGCAGCUCAUGUGCAGUUUGACCUGAGAUAAUUCGAGAUAACUCCGUGACUGCUCUCCCUUAUCAGGCAAUCCAAACCCAUCUGGCUGUCAGAGAGAUAAGAGGGGGUAAAAGGUCCAAGUGCAUGGGAGGGGUGUAAAAAGGUGGCAAAAUGCACCCUGCAGGGGUUGUGAGGUCCAAGGUAACAACAAAAUAACCUAGAAUGUGGGGAGCCCUUGCCCCAGUCCCCUCCCCUCCAAACGAGAAAAAUGCCUGCUUUGGGCAGAUCCUUCGCUUGCUCUGGUAGAAAAAUGGGCACUGAAGGCAAAAAGAGGCAUUUCCUGUUCUAAAGGUAAUUUGGAGAGAGGAACAUUCUUCCCCUUGUGAUAUCCCUGACCAGUCUGAAAUCCUUCUGGCCUGAAGCAAAGAAAAUGGAUCCUGAUGUGGGCGCUAGCUCCGUGCAGGCAGGGGAGUCAUAAAGCCAAAGACUGUGCAGCUGCUGGCAGAAACUAGUGCUGUAGAUUCACCUGAUGUUGUUCUUUCGUGUUUACAAUAUUUAUUUUUAGCAAUUGACUGCAAUGAUAUUAUAUAUAGGCUUCCUUAUUUUUGUACUUUUAAUAUCGUUUUCCUGAGUGUGGUGUUGUACUGCUCAGCUCUCCUUGGCCACCACUGCUGCUCCUAGUCAGUGACAAUAAAUGAGAGAAAAACAACCACCACCCA